Messenger RNA from Dipodomys ordii (Ord's kangaroo rat), 2884 nucleotides. RefSeq names its product nuclear factor I/A (gene Nfia). The record is from RefSeq and is a predicted model, not a curated record. Gene Ontology annotation, cellular component: nucleus. Bases 308 to 1837 code for a protein of 509 amino acids. Gene Ontology annotation, molecular function: RNA polymerase II cis-regulatory region sequence-specific DNA binding; DNA-binding transcription factor activity, RNA polymerase II-specific. Lineage: Eukaryota; Metazoa; Chordata; Mammalia; Rodentia; Heteromyidae. The transcript has 11 exons. Gene Ontology annotation, biological process: regulation of transcription by RNA polymerase II.
GUGCGCUAUGCCUUUAACGCCCGCGUACAGUAGACGGUAUAGUGGAGUGUAGGGAAACUCUAGGCGGGGUUAAAGUUCAGCCCAUGGAGCGGCAAUAGCGCUGGCUGGCUGCAGUUGAGCCGAGUUGGAAAUGUGAACGCAAGAAGCAGGCUUGAUUUUUUUUUCUUCCCCCCUCCUCUCCCUCUCUCUCUUCUCUUUCUCUCUCCUCUCUCUUCCUCUCUCCCUCUCUCUCCUCUCUCACCCACACUCACGCACACCUCCAAACCGCACACCCAGACGCACACGCACACCCCACCGCCCGGCAGUUAUGUAUUCUCCGCUCUGUCUCACCCAGGAUGAAUUUCAUCCUUUCAUUGAAGCACUUCUGCCGCACGUCAGAGCCUUUGCCUACACAUGGUUCAACCUGCAGGCCCGAAAACGAAAAUACUUCAAAAAACACGAAAAGCGUAUGUCAAAAGAAGAAGAGAGAGCCGUGAAGGAUGAAUUGCUAAGUGAAAAACCAGAGGUCAAGCAGAAGUGGGCAUCUCGACUUCUGGCAAAGUUACGGAAAGAUAUCAGACCUGAGUACCGAGAGGAUUUUGUUCUUACAGUCACAGGGAAAAAGCCUCCAUGUUGUGUUCUGUCCAACCCAGACCAGAAAGGCAAGAUGCGAAGAAUUGACUGCCUCCGCCAGGCAGAUAAAGUCUGGAGGUUGGACCUUGUUAUGGUGAUCUUGUUCAAAGGUAUUCCGCUGGAAAGUACUGAUGGCGAGCGCCUUGUAAAGUCCCCGCAAUGCUCUAAUCCAGGGCUCUGUGUCCAGCCCCAUCACAUAGGGGUCUCUGUUAAGGAACUCGAUUUAUAUUUGGCAUACUUUGUGCAUGCAGCAGAUUCAAGUCAGUCUGAAAGUCCCAGCCAGCCAAGUGACGCUGACAUUAAGGACCAGCCAGAAAAUGGACAUUUGGGCUUCCAGGACAGUUUUGUCACAUCAGGUGUUUUCAGUGUGACUGAGCUAGUAAGAGUGUCACAGACACCAAUAGCUGCAGGAACUGGCCCUAAUUUUUCUCUCUCAGAUUUGGAAAGUUCUUCAUACUACAGCAUGAGUCCAGGAGCAAUGAGGAGGUCUUUACCCAGCACAUCCUCUACAAGCUCCACGAAGCGACUCAAGUCUGUGGAGGAUGAAAUGGACAGUCCUGGUGAAGAGCCAUUUUACACAGGCCAAGGACGCUCUCCAGGGAGCGGCAGUCAAUCCAGCGGAUGGCAUGAAGUGGAGCCAGGAAUGCCAUCGCCAACCACACUGAAGAAGUCGGAGAAGUCUGGUUUCAGCAGUCCCUCCCCUUCGCAGACAUCCUCUCUGGGAACAGCCUUCACACAGCAUCACCGACCCGUCAUCACAGGACCCAGAGCAAGUCCACACGCGACACCAUCGACUCUCCAUUUUCCAACAUCACCCAUUAUCCAGCAGCCUGGGCCUUAUUUCUCGCACCCAGCCAUCCGCUACCACCCUCAGGAGACGCUGAAAGAGUUUGUCCAACUUGUCUGCCCUGAUGCUGGUCAGCAGGCUGGACAGGUGGGGUUCCUCAAUCCCAAUGGGAGCAGUCAAGGCAAGGUGCACAACCCAUUCCUUCCCACCCCAAUGUUGCCCCCACCACCACCACCACCGAUGGCCAGGCCUGUACCUCUGCCGGUGCCAGACACAAAGCCUCCAACCACAUCAACAGAAGGAGGGGCAGCCUCCCCCACCUCACCAACCUACUCGACACCCAGCACCUCCCCCGCAAACCGAUUCGUCAGUGUUGGACCACGGGAUCCAAGCUUUGUAAAUAUCCCUCAACAGACACAGUCCUGGUACCUGGGAUAAAAGUUGCAGCAUCCCACCAUCCACCAGACAGACCACCUGACCCCUUCUCAACUCUGUAACAUGGACGCAACCUCAACCCAGCGCGGUUACAACUUCACUGUCAGUGGAAGGGGAGAACAAAAACAAAACAAAACAAAAAAGCCGAUUUGAAUCAACUUGUACAUGGAAACAAGCAAAGCAUUAUGGUCCAACAGCAAAGGCCAUAAUCUUUUGGGAUUUUUUUUUUUAAUACUUUAGGGACUGUGGUCAUUUCUCAUAUGGUGCUGGAAAUGGUUGAAGGCUCUGUAGCAUUUGAAGUGUUUCGGUGGUGGUAUGAGCAGUCGGGUUAUGUGGCUGGCAAGGUCUGCGCUAGCUCACUGACACACUUCCCCUUGCUGCGGAGUCUGGCCGUUUCACAGUAUUUCAUGAAUUUACCCACACAGGUGUGAUCCUCCUUGAGUUCCUUCAGGAGGUUCUUGGAGAACUAAAUCUUUUGUAGUAGCUGAGAUCUGCAAUAUCUAACUUACGGGACAGUCAAAGGGCAAUGUUUUUCUGUAACAUAUUGGAAAAAGAAAACGCAGUUAACGUUCCUUUCUGAUUUUCUUUUACUUUGGUUUGGUUCAGCAAGUCCGCAGUUAAAGUGUUAACGUGGCCAAGGACAAUGAAUCCACUCACAUUGCAGAACAAUUCCGAAAAUGGCAAACUACUACGACGAUUCAGUUUUGUUUUUAAGUUUGGAAAUGCUGCACUUACAUUAAAAAAAAAAAAAAGCAUUUUUUUCAACAAUUUCAACAAUGACACACAAAAAAUCACAUGGAAAUGGGGAAGAUGGUCUGUUUUGACAGAAACUGACAGGAAUCAAUCAAAACAAUCGAAUUUUGAAUUGAGUGAAGUGCAAUUUCAUUGGAUAGCUAAAUAUCUUUGUAAGAUAGAGAUUGUUGAAAAUUCUAUUUUUGUUUUUCAAGUCCUUCCACCCCAGGACUCUAAAUUAUUGGGGUAAAAAAAAACAGCCUUGCAAGAAAAAGGGGAGCUAUUUUUGCUUUUUAUGUUUUUUAUUGUUAAACUUGU